AUGUCUGCGACCAAGAAGGUGAGUGGCGUCCGACGCAUCGGCGGUGCCGUUCAUCUCGGAUCUGACUACCUCGUGAUCCCCCUGCCGACCCCUCACCUCGUCCGGCUCGUCGCACGGUCGGUUCUCCUCGUCGCGGCCGUCUUCUCCUUCACCUGGAUCCGCACCGCCUUCCUUCGCUACGGCGACGAAGACCGCUCCUUCGAUGCCGGCGCUAGCUUCCCCCCGAACUUCAUAGACCUUCUGGGACGUCGCGGCCUGCUUCGAUCGGAGGACAAUGAUUUCUUCCUCCGCGACGCGAUUGCAAAAGCGGCGACAUCUGCCUUGGCGUUUCCCGCCGCGGCCGAAGAUUUCGAGCGCGCCGACCACGCGGCCUCCGCCUCUAUGGUGGCUACGCAAAAGAACUCCGAUGUCAAUUUAGGGCGAAGGCUGCGGCGGCUUUUGGCCGUUCCGGUGGCGAAGAAGGAGGCGCUGAGCAAGCUGGAAGAAGUUUUGUUGGAGCCUCCGGGCCCGGGGCGACGGGGAUGGAAGAGAAAGGCGAGGUACCUGCCGGAUCUCACCGGCGACUCGCUGGACGAGUACCCUCGGCGGGUGUUCGUGGAAGUGGUCCCAACCGGCGGAGCCGGCAGCGGCGCGGCGUGGUUCGAACGUAACUACCCGAUGAAGGGGCGCGCCUUCGAGGUCAUCCGCGUAGAGGUGGACGAGGAGGAGGAGGUGCCUGCGGAAAUGGAGUCGGAGGGAGGAAGGCCGUCGCUGGCGGAGUGGCUGGAAGGGAACGUCAAGGAGGAAGAGUACGUUGUGGUGAAGGCGGAGGCGGCGUCUGUGGAGGAGGUGGUGGCGGAAGGGGUGAUCGGGCUGGUGGACGAGCUGUUUUUGGAAUGCGACCACCAGAUGGGGGAGGGCGAGGAGAACGAGUGGAGAAAAGGUCGCCGGCGAGCAUACUGGGAGUGCCUGGCGCUCUACGGCAAACUGAGGGACGCCGGCGUGGCGGUUCACCAGUGGUGGAGUUUCUAAAUCUAGAAAAAAAAAAGGAAAAGAAAGAUGAAAGGCAGGAAAAGGAGGAGCUUGAUAUUACGAUUUAUUAUUUAUUUAUCCAUUUUAUUAUAUUAAUUAAAGAGGUUGCCA
This is a messenger RNA of Zingiber officinale, 1122 nucleotides long. RefSeq lists its product as uncharacterized. The transcript has a single exon. The record is from RefSeq and is a predicted model, not a curated record. Bases 1 to 1011 code for a protein of 336 amino acids. NCBI's taxonomy places the organism in Eukaryota, Viridiplantae, Streptophyta, Magnoliopsida, Zingiberales, Zingiberaceae.